Molecule: messenger RNA, 957 nt
Organism: Bactrocera latifrons
Lineage: Eukaryota; Metazoa; Arthropoda; Insecta; Diptera; Tephritidae
Gene: Xport-B
Exons: 1
Coding region: 11-424 (137 amino acids)
Source: RefSeq, a predicted model, not a curated record
AGUUUGAAAAAUGGUCGGACCCUUUAUGCAGGGUGUGCUCCUCAUGGGUAUUAUCUAUUGGUAUACCAAAGGUAUGCUCUCGCUGAUCAACGACUACUAUCGCAACGAAAUUCUGCGUAAGAUACAAACUAACGAACCGCUGAAUGAAUCCGGCGAUUUUAUUUAUGUCGAUCAAAUAGUCGAACAUCAUUUGGCGCAGAUCAACGGUGGGGAGCCACAACAAGGUUUUGAGCAAAURACAAAAGAGUUGAGAAUUAAUAAUACUAGUGAUGUAGAAAUGCAAAAGCAAGAAAUAAAAUAUAAAUACGUGGACAUUAACGGCGUCUGCAUACGUCAGCAACGUCUGCAAGAGUUCUUUAGAUUAGUGAAAGUAACAAAAAAUAUUUGUUGGUUAAAUGAGACGAUUUGGACGACGGCAAUAUGAGCUACCACAAUAUAUACAUGAAAAUAUAUUAAAUAUACUGUACACAUACAUAUACUAUACUUAAAUGCGCCUAAACGUUGGCUUAUAUAAAUGUCUAUAAAAGAAUUUGUUUAAAAAUGUUGCAGGAAAAUAAUCAAACUUAAAAAUGCUUAUAUACAAGCAAUUACAUAUAUAUUAUAUAUUUACUCAAACAUAUUUAUUCACUCUAUCUAACUAUGUAUAAUGGUGUUUCGAAUGCCAUAUCUAAAAUGCGCGUAAUGCGGAAAGAUCUCAAUUAAAUGCCUAGGCAUCUUCUCCAAUACAUAUGUACGCUUUAUACCCUACUCAGUAUAUUCUAUAAUCUAUUCUUAUUGCUUAUUACACAAUAUUUGAUUUUAUUGACAUUAAAGCUUACAAUUUAUCAUCAAUAAUACAAACAUGGUUAUGAAUCAACUUUGCUAAGAACUUAAAUGAUGUUUACGAAUAUACGUAUAAAUAAAUAUACAAAAAUUAUAAAGAAAAUAUUAAAUAAAAACGAAUUACAGUUACUCAUA